This is a messenger RNA of Paramisgurnus dabryanus, 1438 nucleotides long. The record is from RefSeq and is a predicted model, not a curated record. Lineage: Eukaryota; Metazoa; Chordata; Actinopteri; Cypriniformes; Cobitidae.
AGCCAGACUUGGUUACUGCAGCGCCCCGAGCUCUAUGCUCUGAGUUGAAGAUCGCUUUCUGCAAUAAAGACUUCUGCUCGAGGAAAUCCAAGUCUCCUGGUCUUCGCUAAAAAGAAAAAAACUGGGAUAGUGAAGCUGACCUACUUUACCUUUUUCAGCAUCAUUCGUCUGCACAGUCAACAUGCAACAAGGAAGGAUGAGCUUCAUUUUCUUGUUGGUGCUACUUUGUCAGUGUGGUGUCAAAGCCGUGGACCUCACCACCUGUGAAGGAGCCACUGCUCAACUCAGCUGUGGUUUAACAUCACAUGUAUUCGCCUGCGAAUCAGACACUGCCAGUAUCCAUUGUGACCAGGGGCGCAUUAAAGUGCUUUCAGCCAAUUAUGGACGUACAAACAGUGCAACCUGCUCCAGUGGAAAACCAGCUGACCAGAUCUCAAAUGUUCAAUGCACUCAGAGUUCAUCCCUAAGUGUGCUGGCCAGUCGAUGUGAUGAAAAACAGAAUUGUUCCAUUUCUGUGAAUAACACAGUUUUUGGCGAGCCAUGUGUAGGAACUUACAAAUAUCUGGAUUUGUCCUAUGUCUGUAUACCACCAAGUGAAGUAAUACAGACAGAGAAUUCUUGUGAGGGAGGCACAUUCGGUAUCAACUGUUACAAACAGUUUAUUAAAGUGCUUUCAGCCAAUUAUGGACGUACAAACAAUGAAACCUGCUCUACUGGAAGACCAGCUGACCAGAUCUCAAAUGUUCAGUGCUCUCAGAGUUCAUCCCUAAGUCUGCUGGCCAAUCAAUGUAAUGGAAAACAGGCUUGUUCCGUUUCUACAAGUAACACAGUUUUUAGUGAACCCUGUGUAGGAACCUACAAAUACUUGAAUGUGUCCUACAUUUGUCAGCCAAACAAUCACUUUAUAAAAGUUUCUGCAGCCAAUUAUGGACGUACAAACAAUGAAACCUGCUCUACUGGACGACCAGCUGGUCAGAUCUCAAAUGUUCAAUGCUUUCAGAAUUCAUCUCUAAGUGUGCUGGCCGCUCAAUGUGAUGGAAAACAGGAUUGUUCCAUUCCUGCAACCAACACAGUUUUCGGAGAUCCAUGUGUUGGAACCUACAAAUACCUGGAUUUGUCCUACACCUGUGGCCCAGCCUUUUUGACCAAGAAGUGAAAACAUCGACACAUCAGAAAUCAUCUCUUUCUGUGACCCGAGGUGGAAAUCUUCUGGUUCAUUUAUUCGUUUGCUUUCUUUUUAAGAUUUAAUAAUAAGAUUUAAUAUUGAGUGAUUUCUAGACUGAGCAUACAUUGUUUCAUAGACUGGCAUUGCGUAAUAUCUGAAAUCAGUGGAUGUUUGUCAAAGUUGUCUUUAAUAACAUAUAUUCUUUUGAUUCAUCCUGAAAUAUGUGUAAGUUUUAUUCUGUCCUAACUGUGUCUGUUCAAUAAAUUUCUUUCA